AUGGCGGUACACAGGCAAAGUGUACUGGCAUGGAAGAUUGCCAUGACCUUCAUCCACACCAUCGCCGUCUCCUCGACCUGCAUACGACUGUACGACCGGUUUUGGGAGCAGCGGCUCUGGUGGGACGACUACCUCGCGAUUCUACCAACAGUGCUGGACGUGUUGUAUUUUGCGUCGUUAUGGACAGGUCCAUUUUCGGGACAUGUUCUCUUCAAAUAUGAUCCAAACCCCUUUCGCGGCUACCUAUUUCCUGUUUUUCUACACUUUUCUAUCCUAUGGACUACCCGCAUCGUCCUGGCGCUUUCCCUCUCGCGGCUGUUCCCUCCCAACAGCCGUCCCCGGCGCAUCAUGUUCGGCCUGGUCGCCCUCUUUCUCGUGUUGUACGCUAUCAUCCUCGCGUUCACGUUUACGACAUGCACACCUGUAAACCGGCCAUGGUAUAAAGCAAGCAGUUCUGACUGUUCACAACUGCCGUCGGGUCCUGUUCCGGUCUUUGUGGCUCUGGGUAUUGCAGGCGACCUGGCAUCCGAUUUACUCCUAGUUGUAUUGCCGCUCAUCAUGAUAUGGCGGAUCAAGCUUCGCAGCCACCAGCGUCGCCUAAUCUUGGUUGUUGUGUCUGCCAGCGUCCUAACAAUUGCAGUAGCUGUCGUUUAUGCCGUCUUCUCAUUCAGCAAGGUGAACAAGACGGAGACCCUGCUCUUCUGCGCGAUGUUGGUUAAUUUGGUGUCCGUCACAAAUCUAAUCGUCUGCAACUUCCUUGUGGUUUCCCUAUUCUUUUACCGUCGACUUCGUCGCUGGCGAGGAGCUGCAACCGACUCCGAAUGUGAAAGCGCAUCAACCACAUCUGAAAAAACGUCGGAUAAUGGGAGACCACCCAAUACACGCAGGCUCCAACCGACCUUUGAGAUUCCGACCUCACCUAGACCAGUCUAUUCCACCCAAAUUUAUUCAACGGUCAAUCUCACAGAGAUUACACAAUCGUCCCGUUCGUCAUCCUACUACUCUUCCGAUUCUUCAAAACAUUUGGGCCAAUUAUCAUCAACGGCGAGCGCUGCCACCGGAAAUCUUGAUUUGGAUGGCAAAUAUACGGACAAAGACCUGCCACCAUGGACUUUCUCUUCUGGACAUUCAUAG
Cyclocybe aegerita is the source of this 1134-nucleotide messenger RNA. The record is from the annotation of a GenBank genome assembly. NCBI's taxonomy places the organism in Eukaryota, Fungi, Basidiomycota, Agaricomycetes, Agaricales, Hemipholiotaceae.